AUGGCAAACGCAUCCGACAGCACCCAUCCACCUCCCCCCGCCACGCACGACCUCGACCAGGAUGACGACGAUGAAGAAUUCGACGACGACGACGACGACCUCGAUGACGAAGCCGCCGCCGACGAAGAUGGCGGCGAACACCCCUCGUCCUCAUCCGAGGCGGCCCGCCUCGAGGCCGUGCUCCGGCGGCUCACCGCGGACGAGGUCCGGAUCCGGGUGCACCAGGUCACGAUCCGGGGCUGCGCCCGCACGCGCCGCGCCGCGGUCGAGGCGGCGGUCGGCCCGGACCUCGCGCGCGCCGCCACCGUGCGGGACCUCGUGCGCGCCGCGGCCGCGGCUGGCGACCGGCUCCGUCUCCUCGGCGCCUUCGACACUGUCUCGAUCACCCUCGACGCGGCGCCGCCAGGGAUCCCCGGCAGCGCCGUCGUCGUCCUCGUUGACGUCGCGGAGGCUCGCGGCCGCGCUGCUGGUGAUUUCGGCGUCUUCGCCCACACUCAGACUAGAUCAUGCUCACUUGAAGGUUCAGUGAAGUUGAAGAACCUAUUUGGAUACUGUGAGACCUGGGAUGCAUCAGGUGCCCUUGAAUUAGAUAAAACAACAGAGCUAAGUGCUGGAGUCCAGAUGCCUAGAAUCGGAGCAAUACCAACUCCGCUGAUGGCUAGAAUAUCAUUUCUGUCUGAGGAUUGGUUAAAGUCCUCAUUCAAAGAACACUUGAUGGGCAUUUCUGUUGGCUUGCUCUCCACCGUGAACCACAACCUUGCUUACAAUAUGACAUGGAGAAAAUUUACUGAUCCAACAUGCAUGUCAUCUAAUUCCAUACAGGAGGAAUUAGGACAUAGCCUUUUAUCCUCUGUUAAGUACGCGUACAAGGUUGACCAAAGGGACUCAAGCAUAAGGCCUACACGUGGAUAUGCUUUUCUCUCGUCUUCUCAAGUUGGAGGCCUUGCACCAGGAAGCAAAUAUUCACGAUUUCUUAGGCAGGAAUUUGAUCUUCGAGUGGCUUUGCCUCUGGGUGUGCUGAGUGGUGCUCUCAAUGCCGGAGUGGCUGCGGGAGUCAUCCAUCCAUUGGAAAGGGGAUCCACAGGAUCUGUCUCACCACUUCUAGAAAGAUUUUACCUGGGUGGUAAUAGGCCUCUCGUAUGCCGCUUGGGUGGACCAUCUUCACUAUUAGGCUUCAAAACAAGAGGACUGGGGGCAACAGAAUCCAGAACAUAUGACCCCAAUAAUUCUGACAAUGGCACUUCCACUUCCCCUGAGCUAAAUGGUCUUGGAGGUGACAUAGCAGUGACAGCCUUUGCCGACCUAUCAUUUGAUCUGCCUCUGAAGCCGCUCAGGGAUCUGGGAAUUCAUGGCCAUGCUUUUGUCUGUGCUGGAAACCUUGUUAAAUUAACGGAGUGUGAUCUGCGGAAGUUCCCUGUUACUGACUUCCUACAAACAUUCAGAAGUUCAGCAGGAUUCGGCGUUGUUGUGCCAACCAGACUGUUCCGCAUAGAGAUGAAUUACUGCUACAUCCUAAAACAGCUUGAUCAUGACAGGGGGAAGACAGGCAUACAGUUUAACUUCUCAUCGCCCUAA
Messenger RNA from Miscanthus lutarioriparius, 1575 nucleotides. NCBI's taxonomy places the organism in Eukaryota, Viridiplantae, Streptophyta, Magnoliopsida, Poales, Poaceae. The record is from the annotation of a GenBank genome assembly.